CUCCUUGAUGAGGUCACAAAAUGGCGACCACCAUGCGCCUGUGCAAUGGCCUUUCUCUACGCAGUUGUUUAGAUUUGUCGAUUUGAUGGAUACUUCCACUUGUAAUAGUUUCUCAAUUAGCUAAAAGUCUUCGAAAUAUUUUUGUUUGUGUUAAGAUAAGGAUAAUUUCCAAAAUAAAUUGCAUAGUUGUUACAGCAAAGAUUGCGCUGUGUUUUGGAUUAGCUUUUCUCUGGAGUUCUCAUCCCUUGUUGUUGGCUAUUUUGGGAGUUUAUCAACUUUUCAAGCAAUUCUUGUCAUUUUCGUUGAUAAUGGAGUUUCACGUUGGUGGGUCUGUUGGGGUCGUGGUCAGUGGGAAUAACGUACCUGCAUUUCUCACAAAACUUUGGACUCUUGUUGAGGAUCCUGACACCGAUCCUCUAAUCUGCUGGAGCCCAAAUGGCAACAGCUUCCAUGUGUUUGAUCAGUGCCGAUUCUCCAAGGAGGUGCUUCCCAAGUAUUUUAAACACAAUAACAUGGCCAGCUUUGUGCGCCAGCUCAAUAUGUACGGCUUCCGCAAAGUAGUUCACAUUGAGCAGGGCGGCCUGGUGAAGCCUGAGAAGGACGACACUGAAUUCCAGCAUCCCUACUUUCUCCGCCAACAAGAGCAUCUGCUGGAAAAUAUCAAACGGAAAGUUACCAAUGUGUCCAAUGUUAAACAUGAUGAGCUUAAGAUGAGCUCAGACGAUGUCUCGAAAAUCCUGACCAACGUGCAGCACAUAAAGGGCAAGCAGGAGACCAUAGACUCCCAAAUCAUCGCCAUGAAGCAUGAGAAUGAAGCUCUGUGGAGGGAGGUGGCCAGCCUCAGACAGAAACACGCCCAGCAACAGAAAGUCGUCAACAAGCUGAUCCAGUUCCUAGUGACCCUAGUGCAGUCCAACAGAGUCCUGGGGAUGAAGAGAAAGAUUCCCCUGAUGCUGAAUGACAGCAGCUCCGCCCACUCCUUGCCCAAGUUCAGCAGGCAGUACUCUCUGGAACAUCUUCAGGCCUCGCUGCAGGGCUCGCCUGCUAUCUCCGCCUCGGGUGCACCAUUCACCAGUACCGGUCUCUUCACGGCAGAGCCGUCUCUUAACAAUGGCCCCAUAAUCUCUGACGUCACCGACCUGGCACAGGCCAGCCCUGUGGAGGUCACUAAUGAGUGGAUAGAGGAAAGCACGAGCCCAUUGGUCCACAUAAAGGAGGAGCCGUCCAGUCCCGUGUUGGAGGAGGUCUGUCCGGCCGAGGCUGUGAUCGGUGGGGCAGGAGUCCAGGUAGACACGCCCCUGUCCCCCAUCACCUUCAUCAACUCCAUCCUGCAGGAGAGCAACGAGCCUAACGCGUCCCCCGCCCCAACGACCCCUACGGAGCAGAAGUGUCUCAGCCUCGCCUGUCUAGACAAUUCAACACAGAUGUCAGAGGUCUCUCGCCUCUUCCCCAGCCCCUCCUCGACUCUACACCUCAGACCUCACCCAGGGAGUGAGCUGAGUGACCAUUUGGACAGCAUCGACAAUGGCCUGGAAAACCUCCAGACUAUCCUAAACGCGCAGUCCAUCAAUUUCGAGUCCUCACCCCUCUUUGAAUUCUUCAGUUCUUCCCUGCCUGGUUCUGAAUUCGACCUGGAGAGCCUUGACUGUAUCCAGGACUUGCUUUCAUCAGAUCCACCCAAAGGGGCUGAGAGAAGUGACAACUACACAGCAGGGAAGCAGCUGGUCCAGUACACCUCCCAGCCAAUGCUACUGACUGACCCACUGACCAAUGAGAAUGGCGGAGCGGACCUCCCCAUUCUGCUGGAGCUGGAGGGGGACUCGUAUUUCACCCAGGACCAGGACCCUGAAGAGGACCCUACCAUCUCGCUCCUCACUACCGACUACCACACAGCAGCACCAGACAAGCCCGAACUAUCCUAAAGCGUUUUUUUUUAUCAAGUGAUGUAUUGCAGUGUGUUUUUGUUUUUUUGUCAUUAUGUUAAUGUGCAGAUGAUGAAAAAUCAACCUGUUAAAAGAUGUAUUAUUAUGGUGUUCAUUAUUCUCUGAGCUAUUGAUUUUCAUUCAUUUUAAGGCUUAAACUACUUAUUGAAAGAAUUUUGCUUAGAUGAAUCAAACCAAAUGUUCGACUUACGCUACUGGCAUGGUUUAUUCAGCCCAUGGAAAGGACUUCCUGGGUUGAAUUAUCUGUGAUCUUACUGGCGGACAUAAAUAAAGCUCAAUCAUAAUCAUUACUAGGUCAAGUUUUAAGCAUUGAUCACCAAGCUCCUUUAAUUAUUAAAAGUGGAAGUAUGCAAAAUAAUUUUGUUAUACCAAGGGUAAAGAUCUAAUACAUUUCAACGGUGUGUGCGUGUGUGGUCCACGACUCCACCUGAAUCAUUUCUUUCUUGUCAACUCGGUUCUUUUAGACUCACUAUCCAAGGGAUGUGGCUUGACUGUUUCUAGAAGAAAAAAAACGGUUUUUCUGUUUCUUUUUUUAAUGUUUAGGUUCUUGCGCUUUCACCUGUUGAUAUAAGGAUAGUACCUUAAUCAUAAUUUUUUAAGUGUUUGAAUCUUUGUGCUGCACCAAUAUGUUGUUUUAUUCACAUUAGAUGCAGGAAGUGUUUUCUUUGACAUUUUCCCUUGCAUAAUUCAUAAUGGAAUGCUGUUGGUAUUUCAGCACCUUAUAGUUAUACUCUCGUAUCUAAGAUUGUUCCAUUUUAUUACUUGUUGUUUAAAGAACCAUACAUUAAUUUAUUUUAGACAGAGUUCUCCAAAACACCAAAUACUACUUACUCUAGCCCUCAGAAGUGUCAAUGUUCACAUAGUCUGGAUGACAAAAUCAUAUUGAUUUUUUAAGUAAUAUAAUGAAACAUUGAGUAUUGAAUUGCAAUUCAUAUUUUUUUCUUUAAGCAUUUUUUCUUAAAGACUAGAUGACCAACUGUCAAUAAAAUAUUACACGUCAGA
Messenger RNA from Salmo salar (Atlantic salmon), 2945 nucleotides. RefSeq names its product heat shock factor protein 1. Gene Ontology annotation, molecular function: sequence-specific DNA binding; DNA-binding transcription factor activity. Gene Ontology annotation, biological process: regulation of DNA-templated transcription. The record is from RefSeq and is a predicted model, not a curated record. NCBI's taxonomy places the organism in Eukaryota, Metazoa, Chordata, Actinopteri, Salmoniformes, Salmonidae.